This is a messenger RNA of Calliphora vicina (urban bluebottle blowfly), 2553 nucleotides long. RefSeq names its product transketolase-like protein 2. Gene Ontology annotation, molecular function: transketolase activity; thiamine pyrophosphate binding. NCBI's taxonomy places the organism in Eukaryota, Metazoa, Arthropoda, Insecta, Diptera, Calliphoridae. The transcript is spliced from 4 exons. The record is from RefSeq and is a predicted model, not a curated record. The coding region runs from base 173 to 2062 and encodes 629 amino acids.
UCAGUUUGAUUUCGAAAGCCGGCUGCUAAACAACGAAACAGCUCAGGAAACAGUAAAACACUGGGAAAAUAAAAAGAUUCAUCAGUACAAAGUGCACGUUUAUUUCUUUGCAAACAAUUUUUGAGUUAUUAUUUAGUGAUUAAACUUCUAUAAAAAUCAAAACAACGCCAUCAUGUCUUACCACAAGCCAGAAGCUAAAGCUGUUCAAGAAUUGAAAGAUAUUGCCCAUCGUUUGCGUAUACAUUCUAUAACCUCCACGCAAGCCUCCAAAUCUGGCCAUCCCACAUCAUGUGCCUCAAUUGCCGAAAUUAUGUCGGUAUUGUUUUUCAAUACUUUGCGCUUGAACUUGAAAUUCCCUCGUGAUCCCUCAAGCGAUCGUUUCGUUUUGUCCAAGGGUCAUGCUGCCCCCAUCUUAUAUGCUGCCUGGGCUGAAGCUGGUCUUUUCCCAGUUGAGGACUUGCAAAAUUUGCGUAAAAUUGAUUCCGAUUUGGAGGGUCAUCCUACACCUCGUUUGAAUUUCAUCGAUGUUGGUACCGGCUCUUUGGGUCAAGGUGUUGCUGUUGCCGCUGGUAUGGCUUACGUUGGCAAGAAUUUCGACAAGGCUGAUUACAGAACUUACGUUUUGGUUGGCGAUGGUGAAUCUGCUGAAGGUUCCAUCUGGGAAUCUCUACAUUUUGCCGGCUACUACAAAUUGGAUAAUUUGUGUGUCAUUUUCGAUGUCAACCGUUUGGGUCAAUCCGAACCCACCUCGUUGCAACAUCAAAUGGAAGUGUACCGCAAACGUUUGGAAGCUUUCGGUUUCAAUGCUUUGGUCGUAGAUGGUCAUGAUGUUGAAGAAUUGUGCAAGGCUUUCCAUGAAGCUGCCACCACUAAGAACAAACCCACUGCCAUUAUUGCCAAGACCUACAAGGGCAAAUUCUUCCCCAACAUUGAGGAUUUGGAUAAUUGGCACGGCAAACCUUUGGGCGACAAGGCCAAUGAAGUUAUCAAGCACUUGCAGGGAUUAAUGAUCGAUUCAUCUGCUCGUCCCGCCGCCUUGGCACCUCAAACUCCCACCAAGAGCAAACCUGCUCCAGUUGUAGACAUUACAAAUGUGAAAUUGAACACACCACCAGCCUACAAGUUGGGUGAGCAAGUUGCUACCCGUUUGGCUUAUGGCACUGCUUUGGCUAAGUUGGCUCAAAACAAUGACCGUGUUAUUGCCUUGGAUGGUGAUACCAAGAACUCCACCUUCUCCGAUAAAUUGAAGAAGGUCUUCCCCGAACGUUAUAUUGAAUGCUUCAUUGCCGAACAGAAUUUGGUGGGUGUGGCCAUUGGUGCUGCUUGCCGCGAUCGUACUAUUGCUUUUGCCUCUACUUUUGCCACUUUCUUCACUCGUGCUUACGAUCAAAUUCGUAUGGGCGCCAUUUCACAAACCAAUGUCAAUUUCGCUGGUUCCCACUGUGGUGUUAGUAUUGGUGAAGAUGGUCCCUCUCAGAUGGGCUUGGAAGAUGUUGCCAUGUUCCGUACCAUUCCAGGCAGUACUGUGUUCUAUCCUUCUGAUGCUGUCAGUUGUGAACGUGCCGUUGAAUUGGCCGCCAAUAAAAAGGGUGUAUGUUUCAUUCGUACCUCUCGUCCCAACACAGCCGUAUUGUACGAUAACAAUGAAACCUUCGUUAUUGGCAAAGGUAAAGUAGUCAAGCAAUCGGCCAACGAUCAAGUUUUGUUGAUUGGUGCUGGCAUUACUUUGUACGAAUGUUUGAAUGCUGCUGCUGAAUUGGAGAAGGCUGGUGUACAUGCUCGUGUCGUUGAUCCAUUCACUGUUAAGCCUUUGGAUGUUGAUUUGAUUGUUGAAAAUGGUCGUGCCUGUGGUGGCCGUAUUGUCGUCGUAGAAGAUCAUUACCAACAAGGUGGUUUGGGAGAAGCUGUUCUCUCAGCUUUGGCUGAUAAGCGUGACUUUGUUGUCAAACAUUUGUUUGUGCCCGCAGUGCCACGUUCUGGACCCUCCACUGUUCUCAUUGAUAUGUUCGGCAUUUCUGCUCGCCAUGUAGUUACUGCUGUCAAUGAUGUUCUUAAAUUGUAAAUUAAGCAGUUCUUAUAGUACUACAUACCAUGUACCCAUCAAUUAAUCAAUGAAGCUGCAUAUAUGCAUUCUAUAUUUGUUAGCAUUUAUCCACACAACACAUACACGAUGCAUAUAUACUGCAUUUGUUUCUCUUUAUCUCUAUACUUUAUUAUUUUAUGGAAUAUUAUUUCGUUAGUAAUUUAAGUAAAUAUCUGGGCAUAAUUUAUGGUAGUGUUUAUUCUUAACAAAGCAUUUGUUGUCAUAAAUCUUAAGAUUUCAUUCCUUUAAUUUUUGCACAAUCAACAAACAAUGAAAUACAUCUACAAAAAAAUAAGAAAUAAUUAUCAAAAAGACAAUAGUAAAUAAUUGUUUCAGGGGGCUAUUUUUGUCUCAAGCAUUAUUAACUUUGUAAACAUUACAAAAAUACAAACAAUAGAAAUUUUUAUACUUUUUUUCAUAGUGUUUGAAAUAAACUUAUACUACUCUAUAAUACUAAUGUUAAACAAAAA